AUGGGUCUUUUAACUGAAGGUAGUCCAUUGUCCUGGGAGGAGACCAAAAAACAUGCCCAACAUGUUCGGGAACAUGGAAUAAUACAGUUUAUUAAUCUCUACAAAAAAUUAAGAGAUCGUGAAGGAGACAUACUUAAAUGGGGUGAUGAAGUGGAAUACAUUAUAGUUAAGUUUUUUGAUGACAAGAAAGAGGCAAAGGUUAGUUUAAGAAGUCAUGAAUUGCUUACCAUCCUUAACCAAAAAGAACAAGAAAAUCCUAAUGGUGUAAAGUCUUUAUGGAGACCAGAAUUUGGAGCUUAUAUGAUUGAAGGAACUCCUGGACAUCCCUAUGGAGGUUUGCUAGCUCACUUUAACAUAGUGGAGGCCAAUAUGAAACAUAGGAGACAAGAAGUUAUGGAAUUGCUUCGUCCAAAUGAAACUAUUAUGAGCAUUACUAGUUUUCCAAGAUUAGGUUGUGAAAAUUUUACGGAUCCCUCUAUAAAACCGACACCUGACAAAGGAGCUACCAGGUCCCUAUUUUUCCCGGAUGAAGCGAUCUAUCCUGGUCAUCCUAGAUUCGCGAAUUUAGCCAGGAACAUUAGAAUGAGGCGUGGUGAAAAAGUUGCCAUUAAUUUACCAAUAUAUAAAGACAUAAAUACGAAGAUACCGGUCGAUGAUUCCAACCAACACAGCAAGGCCGCUUUAGAAGAUCAUGUUUACAUGGACGCUAUGGGUUUUGGUAUGGGUUGUUGUUGCUUACAACUCACGUUUCAAGCAUGCAACAUCACGGAAGCCAGAACUUUAUAUGAUCAACUUACGCCGUUGUGUCCCAUUAUGUUGGCAUUUACAGCUGCCUCACCUCUCCAUAGAGGAUUCAUUACAGAUAUAGACUGUCGAUGGAACAUAAUCUCCGGAUCGGUGGAUUGUCGAACGGAGGAAGAACGUGGUCUGAAACCGUUGAAAGAAAAUAAAUUUGUUAUUAAAAAGUCCCGAUAUGAUUCAAUCGAUUCCUACUUGUCUCCUCAAGGCGAAAAAUAUAACGAUAUACCUCUUUUAUAUAACGAGGAGGAUUACAAGAAAUUGAUCGAUAAUGGAAUAGAUCCCUUGCUAGCAGGACAUAUAGCGCAUUUGUUUAUUAGAGAUACGGUAUCGUUAUUUUCUGAAAAGGUUCAUCAAAAUGAUGAAGAGGAUUCGGACCAUUUUGAAAAUAUUCAGUCAACGAAUUGGCAGACGAUGAGAUUUAAACCUCCACCUCCUCAAUCAACGAUCGGAUGGAGAGUAGAAUUUAGACCGUGUGAGGCUCAAAUUACAGAUUUCGAAAACGCUGCUAUAGUGUGUUUCGUAGUACUAUUAACCCGGGUGAUACUUUCUUACCAGUUAAACUUCUUAAUACCAAUUAGUAAAGUGGAUGAAAACAUGCAACUAGCGCAAAAGAGGAACGCUGCACGAGACCAGAAAUUCUGGUUUAGACGAGAUAUCACCACACACGUGAGUCCACCCGCAGCAAACGAGUGUUGCAAAGGAACUACAAAAGACUGUGAUAUGUUUGUUCAAAUGACUAUUAACGAAAUCAUUAAUGGAAAAGGGGAAGAAUUUCCUGGUCUUAUUCCACUUAUUAACAACUACUUAAGCGGCAUGGACGUUGACGCCGACACGCACUGCACAAUUCAACAGUAUUUGAAGUUUAUACAAAGGCGAGCAUCAGGCGAAAUCCUUACAACAGCUUCAUGGAUAAGAAAAUUUGUUACAGAACAUCCAGAAUAUAGGCACGAUUCUGUAGUGACAGACCGAAUAAAUUACGACCUUCUCAAGACAAUCGAGGAAAUUCAAUCCGGCAAAAAAUACUGUCCCCUGCUUUUAGGAACCAGCACGAUGUCAAAAACUAAAGAAAAUAUACCAUCGGCUUUAAGCAAUGAUUGUUAA
This is a messenger RNA of Diabrotica balteata, 1902 nucleotides long. Lineage: Eukaryota; Metazoa; Arthropoda; Insecta; Coleoptera; Chrysomelidae. The record is from the annotation of a GenBank genome assembly.